This is a messenger RNA of Oncorhynchus mykiss (rainbow trout), 4185 nucleotides long. Lineage: Eukaryota; Metazoa; Chordata; Actinopteri; Salmoniformes; Salmonidae. The record is from RefSeq and is a predicted model, not a curated record.
GAUGAGAAACAUUGAAGAGGGUAGGUUACGACUGUCUCAGCCUCGACUUUCCACACGAAAACUCUCAUCGAAGCACCCUCAAUAUAUCUGUACAACUUUAUAUACGAUUUAGCAAGCUUUGAGACAAAACCGAUGAUUGCAUAAACUGGCGCGAGGCACCAUUCGGACACAUCCAUGUUUUGCGUCUUCAGAAUGUCUUGAGAAAGACGCUCUGAUUGUCCACCGGUCGACCCUGCAAGCAAAGGUGUGAUGGAAGCGGCCAGUACUUCCCUCAGAGAUGACUGCCCUCCCUGGGAAGAUGUGUCUCUGUCUGCCCCUCACAGAGACGAUGGUCUACUGGUCACCCAUGUCAACCAAACACAGGACUUACUGAGGUCACAGGGUCAGGCUGCGGAGUGGAAGAGCUCCUCUGAUUGGCUCCUGACCCACAGUCUCUACAGCUCCGGCCUCUCCCUAUCAACACUCCUCUCACACGGGACCACUAAGAUCAGUGCUGAGGAGGACGGAGGCCUCAGCAGACAGCUGGAGAUCACUGCUGCAGCACUCAUUCACUUUGACUUCCAGCUGUACCAGGCCAUUGAGCUGUACCAUGGCAGAAUAAGAUGGCUGAACCAAGGAAGUAUGAAGGUGUUUGGGCUGGUGAAGGGGUCCAGAGUAGGGGUCAUAGUUGACACCUCAGAUGUUAACUGCACCAAGGACAGACUGCCAGAUCUACAGAAGAACCUCUUGUCUCUGAUAGAAGAGCAGCUCAGCUGUAAGCGUCAGCUGUACCUGAUGUCCUGUGGUACUGAGACCAGCAGCCUUUGGGACGGCCCCAGAGACGUCGACACCUUCAGACUGCAGGAGGCUUGUGGCUGGGUGGAUGAGCUGGGAGCCAGGGGGGGAUGUAACCUCCUACAGGCCCUGAAGAGAGGCCUUGACCUGGGCUGCACUCAGCUUGACUCCCUGGUCAUCGUCCUGGGCUCCAGCCCUGACCAGACCGCAGAUGCCCUCUUUGAUUACGUAGGACAAAGCAUUUUGGGAAGGACGUUGUUGAUCCAUGUGGUGUCCUACUGUAGCGUUAGCCCUCUGACCAUUGCAACUGUAAAGAGACUAGCUGAAGUUACACAGGGACGCCACCACAUCUUCUCAGCUUCCCUGGGUGUAGUAGACAGCAGUACAGAUGUGGAGCUGCUGUGGACAGAGAUCAAGGCAGCCAGAGAGCUGCUGGGACACACUGAGGCCCUGCGUCAGGGGCGGCUGGGGGACAUGACUGUCACUGUGGUGGGACAGCAGAUUUCCACAGAGUUGGACAGCUUUUCACUCUCUCCUUCGCUCCCCAGACCACCCAAUCACAAUGUCCCCCUGAGCAUCAAGCCCCCAGGUGUCCCGCCCAGCUCCUCGGCUGAUUGGCUGAGGAACCAUGGACUGAAAGCUAAGAGACUGGGGCUGUACCAGGUUCUGUCUCCCAAUGCCUAUUCUCUACUGGAGGGGUUUGUUCCUAUCCUUAACAAGACUGUCAGCUCAACAGUCCAUGAGAAGGCCAUGGUGCAGUUUGAGUGGCAUGAUGGAACGGUGAAGAACGUUCAUGUGGACUUGCCCUUAAUCUACCACUACCAGAAACAGCUGAUGUCUGCAGUGGCUGUGUUGGAGAGGAGGGUGCAGUGGCUGAGCAGUGGGAGCAGGCAGAUCUGGGGGACAGUGUGUGAACAGAGGGUGGUGAUUGUGGUAGACAUGUCUAUGAUGAUCCCUGGCUUCUCUCUCCACAUCCAGCACUCCCUCAGGGUGCUACUGGAGGAGCAGCUGGCCAACAAACACAGCUUCAACAUCAUCGCGUUCGGCUCAGCUGUCAGAGCUUGGAGGGAGAGGUUGGCCCUCACCUCACCAGAGAACCUGCAGGAAGCUUGGCAGUGGGUCCAGGGUUUACAAUGUUCAGGGAGCAGGAACACCUUGGCUGCUCUGAGGCUGCCUCUGGAGAGGGACCUCAAUAGUGGGGCACCCCCUCUCUCUCUCUCUCCCUCUCCUCUUCUCCCUCCGUCCCCCCCUCUCACCCAGGGCCUCUACCUCUUCACAAGCGGAUUGCCUGACCAGGAGAUUGUACUAGGUGUCACUGAUAUAAUGUGCCUACAUAUUCAUAUGCCCGUGCUUGUUGUCUGGCAGCUGUGUGUUUCUAUGAACAUGAGAAUUAAUUUUUUAUUUAAAAAAAAUAUUAUCUCGAAAAGUCAAAUGAAUGACAAUCAAUCCAGAACAAGUCUCUUGUUGCUCUGUUCCCAGGCAACGGUGUCUUCAUAUGUGUCAGAGUGCUGCAGUGGCCGGCCUCUACGUCUCCACAUCUGUCUGUUGACUGGAGAGGAGACAGAGGGACAGACAGAGGCACAGACGGGGGGUUUCCCUCCACCUCGCCAUGCCACCAGGGAGGAGACUGCGGGGGCACUGAGGGAACUGGCACAAGCUGGCAACGGACGUUUCCACUGGAUCAGUGAGACAGGCAUCCUGGAGAGCGAUGACAUAACUGCUCUGAUUGGAGAGAUGGAGAGGGCUGCUAAUUAUUGGCAGAAGAGCGCCAUGCUGGUGGACUCCUUGACCCAGAAGUCUGACUGUAGGUGCCCUGGGGAGGAUCUCUCUCCUGGGGACAAAGCUCCGGCCCAGUCUCCCCUGGCCUGGAGACGCAGAGACAGACCACUGCCCCCACCGCGACCCACAGCACUCACCCUCGCCAGGCUGCAAAUGAAGGAAGGCCGAACAAACGAGCAUUCCUCCUCUCAGAAGGCUCUCGCAUGGCGUCCCAGCAGUGCCACAUCUACUAUCCCACCGGUACAGCCCAUGACUGGUUGGGGUCCAGUAGAGACUAAAGCCAAGCAGAGGAAGCCUUCUCAGGUCACCCAGUCUGUGUUCUACCUGGAAGAUGGUAACUUGGGUGUGGUGUUCAAGUCUUACCCCAAACCUAAAAGUGUCCGAAAGUCCAUCCCCUUAGUGACUCUGCCAAAGCAGGAAGAGAUCUGCUCGACCAAACGGUGGCUGAAGAGGUUCAGUAUUAAGAGGCAGAAGCUUGACAUCUAUAAGCUGGUGUCUGGACCUGACUGUACUCAUCAUAAGAAGCUGGUCCCUUCGGUCCUCAAGAGAGUGUCUGCCAAAUACUGCUCCAUCUUCCCCAGUGUCCACAUCAAUGGGAUGGUGAAGCACCUGCAGCUGACUCCAGGAGAGUUAAAACAGUACCUUACUCAGACUGAGAGACUCCUGCUGCGCUACAUGCAGAGGCUGCAAUGGCUGCUCUCCGGUAGCAGGCGUGUGUUUGGGGCGGUGCUGGAGAGGGAGGUGUGUGUGCUGCUGGAUGUGUCCGGCUCCAUGGCUCCCUGCCUGGGGGAGCUGAAGACCAAGUUGGCCUCUCUCAUCUGGGAACAGCUGCAUCACAACACAGUCAGGUUCUCUCUGCUGGCGUUCUCCGAGGGGGUGAAGGCGUGGCGUCCGGCACUGCAGGAGCCUACAGAGGAGGCGUGCCGCGACGCGGUGCAGUGGGCAUAUCAGCUCAACACCCAUGGGGGAACCAACACUCUGGAGGCCCUGCAGACUGGCUGUGGGUUUGGGGACAGUGUGGGCCUGUACCUGCUGAGUGAUGGGAAGCCAGAUUCCAGCUAUAGCCUGGUGCUGAAAGAGACGGAGAGACUGACCACAGGGAACCACAUUACUAUCCACACUGUCUCAUUCAACUGCACAGACAGCUCAGCCAAUGACUUUCUGAAAAAACUGGCUCACCAAACUGGGGGUCGGUACCACCGUUGCCAUGACAAUGUGGAUGCUCUCAGUGGGCUGUUGGAAUCGGGCCUUAGUGAUGGAGACGAACCUACCCUGCCGGCCCUCGAGGGAGAUGACUUGAGGAGACUGGCUCAGGAAAUUGACAAACUGAGACAUUUCCGGAAGCAGGCACAGGUCUUCAGGGUUCCGAAUUCCAUCUAUCCCAAGAGGAGUCUGAAUGGAGUUGUGUGGCCCCGGUAUGAAGGACAACGGAGGCUCUCUGUGCCAGGUAGAGCAGCUGCCCUACCCCUGUGUCCCCCUGCCUGUCCCAGGAAGUGCUGGGUGCCGUAUACAGGCUAAUAGACACCUCCACAACCACCACCUCAACCAUCAGCUCCAGUCCUGGGUGAGCCGACCAGCCCCAGACCUAACCUCAACCCCAACUCCAGCCUCCCGACACAGGACCAAUGGGGU